Hippocampus comes (tiger tail seahorse) is the source of this 5270-nucleotide messenger RNA. It is a transcript of the gene asxl2, whose product is annotated as ASXL transcriptional regulator 2. The coding region runs from base 153 to 3428 and encodes 1091 amino acids. Gene Ontology annotation, molecular function: chromatin binding; DNA binding; peroxisome proliferator activated receptor binding. NCBI's taxonomy places the organism in Eukaryota, Metazoa, Chordata, Actinopteri, Syngnathiformes, Syngnathidae. The record is from RefSeq and is a predicted model, not a curated record. Gene Ontology annotation, biological process: animal organ morphogenesis; positive regulation of transcription by RNA polymerase II. The transcript is spliced from 13 exons. Gene Ontology annotation, cellular component: PR-DUB complex.
GCGACGGCGGCAGUCACGUGAUUCCACCCCUCUCGCCUCUUUUACAGUAAAAUCCAACAUGGCGAACAUAGCAGGGCCUACGCGGCGAUGGCGGCGACAUUAUCUCACCUGAAGACGAGCGUUGCACAACAACAACGACGACGAGGACGACGAUGAGGGAGCGACAGAAAAAGAAGAAAGGAAGGACGUGGGCGGAAGCCGCGAAGACGGUGCUGGAGAAAUACCCCAACACCCCCAUGAGCCAUAAAGAAAUCUUGCAGGUGAUCCAAAGAGAACGACUCAAAGAGAUAAGAAGCGGAACGUCGCCGUUAGCAUGUCUGAAUGCCAUGUUGCACACAAACUCCCGCGGCGAGGAGGGCAUCUUCUACAAAGUUCCGGGCAGGAUGGGUGUCUACACCUUGAAGAAGGACAUCUCCGAGGUGGCCACCGAGUUGUCGAAGGAAGAAUCCGAAGAGAGCAGCGACAACCUGUCCGACUCGCGAAGCUCGGAAAACAACAGCGGCCCUUGGGAAGGCAGGAGGAGACGCUGGAUGCGACCAGUUCCCUCCAAGCUGCUGUCGCAGCAGCAGCCGACGUCGCCGCAGCCCCGCUGCUCGUCUCCGUCCGUCGCCGCCGCCAAGCUCAUCUCGCCCUCGCAAAAGCACAGCAAGAAAGCCCUCAAACAGGCCUUGAAGCAGCAGCAACAGCGGAACCAACGCAGGCAGGCGGCGAUGCCGACCACUUCCAGUUCCAGGCUGCUGCUGAAGACCAUCAAAGACAUGGCCGACAACAUCGGCGCCAAGACCGAUCUUUGCCUCCCCGUCGGACCCAGGAAGGUUUCUCAGCGCUCAGGUCGUCUCAGUGCAGGGCACCUAAAACGUAACAGAUGCAAAAUCGAUGUCGAGACUCCAGACUCCAUUUUGGUCAACACCAACCUCCGGGCCAUCAUCAACAAGCACACCUUCUCCGUCCUGCCGCCGGCCUGCCAGCAGAGGCUGCUGCGACUUCUUCCCCAAGUGGACCAGCAGGCCUGCACGGACGGUCUCCUCAAGGUGACGAGUUCGGCUUUGAACAAUGAAUUCUUCACGUCGGCGGCGCAGUCGUGGAAGGAACGGCUGGCUGAGGGUGAAUUCACUCCAGAGUUGCAGCUGCGAAUGCGCCAGGAAAUCGAGAAGGAGAAGAAAGUUGAGCACUGGAAAGAGGUCUUCUUUGAGAGCUAUUAUGGUGAAAAUUCUGGGCUCAGUCUUGAGGAAUCCAAAGAGCUGACUAAAGCUGAUCUAAAAUGGGAACCGAAGCCUCUUCAGCCAAGAGUGUCGGAGGAAGCGAAGGGCACCAAGGACCGCAGUCGGACCGACAAAGACUUCAAGUCCACACCGUCGCAGGAGAAGACACGACCUCCUCCGAAAGAAUCUCUCUCCGUCCCAGAGCUGAUGAAGACCAGGCGCUCUCAGCAAGCCGAGGAUUGUCAGAUGCCCGUUCAGACCUUGAGACCGGAACCCACGGAGCACGAUGAGCGCGUCACCGCAGAGACGCGGACUGAGCCGAGUGUGAAAGAGGAUAAAACACAACUCCCCCGGUCUCCCGUCAAGACAAGCCCGCUUCCAGAAUCCGGUAUGGAGGUAAAAGAUGGUCCACCGACAUCUGGGAUGAAGCCUUCUGAAGAGACGAUGGCCAUUCCAGAAGGCGCUUCAGAACAGCAGAAAAGAAAGCCUCCCGGCGAGACAGAGGAUGAGGCCACGCCGGACAAAAGACAGCGGGUAUCCUCGGUUUCCUCAGUGUCCUCCAUCUCCUCCGUGUCUCCUCCGGCUUCAUCCAUACCCAGCCCGGCCACGCCCACGUCGGCUGCCAACCAGAGAGUCCCGCCGCGCAAGAUUCCUGUGUCGCGAAUUCUCCCCAUCCCCUUGUCACCAAGUCACGGGUCACCAAGGAUGCCUCUCCCUGCCCCCACGAGCAGCCCGGUUCGUACCGGCGCUCGCACUUUAGCGGACAUCAAAGCCAAAGCUCAGCUCGCGCGAGCGCAACGAGUAGCAGCAGCGGCAGCGGCGGCCGCAGCCUCCGGGGGUGCUCUGGCCGUGUCCGGGCAAGGCGCGGGUAGCGCCGAGUCGACAAAACCCUCUCCAAGUCAGAGUCCGACAUCCCCACACGCCUCCGCCAGGUUACCGCUCAACACCACCAGCACAGCUCCAUCUCGGCCACAGGACUUCCUCGGUCCACUCAGUCCAAGAAACUUCAACAUUCAAGAUGCGAGAACAGCGAAUGUGCGACCUUCUAGCACUUGUUCAGACUCUGUACUUGAGUUUCAGGAAACCCCUUCUGGAUCAAACCGGACCAGCUCCUUUAUCCCUGCAAACAACCCACUAGUCACCAGGCUCCUGCAGGGAAAGGAAGUCCCCUUGGAGCAGAUCCUCCCAAAACCGCUCACCAAGGUGGAGGUCAAGAUGUCAAGUGUACACUCCAGCAAGGGGAAGCCAACUCCUUCAGCCCCCAGCGGCGUUCCGGAGCACCACCAGUCCAAUACCUCAGGCUGGGGCUUCUCCGACGACGGCAGGCACCACAAGGAACCUCUUGACAAAGACACUCAGGAGCAGAUCCUGCAGACUCUGAUGGAGAGGAAAAUACCGCAGCGACAAGCCCAUCGAGCGGUGAGCGGCGAUGAACAUCAGGGCCGACCAUGGAUAUCCGUCGGCUUCUUGGGCCGCAAAAGGACGCAGAGGCCCGCCAUGUCGGGACACUAUCUCCUCAACGUGUCCACGUACGGCCGAGGGUCAGAGAGCAAGCGCUCUCAGCAGGCCGCCAUCCCGAAUGUGACCGCUGCGAAAAGAGAAACGGCGGAUGGCCAGGAGGCGGCACGAGAGGGAACGUUUGAGUUCAAAAUGGAGCUGCAAGGAUCAUCCGUAAGCAAGUGUGAGCAAGCGGAGAACCUUCUACUUGGUGCCGGCAUUAAAACCGACCCGGGAUUUGACAAAAGUGCGACGGAUGAGAAAACCCCAGGGCAUAAGCAACUUUGCAAUCAAGGAAAAUCCGAGCCAUAUCUACCGCCGAAGGACCCCAGUCACCAGCGACCGUCUGCCUUCCCAACCCCAAGGAUGUCCAUCCAUCAGGAAUCGGUUUCGCCCCGUUACGGCGGAACCAUCAGCGUGUCCGUACCGCACGCUUUGAACCGCAACGCCGCCGCCGGCAGCGCGACCGUGCCGGACGCCGGGAGCGUCAUGUCUUUCUCGGUGACCGUCACCACCAUUCCUGCCGCCGCCAGCCCCCUGGACUCCGGCGACCGGAGCGCGCCGCCGGCGGAACCGUCCUUCAUGGAGGCCGCUGGCAUGGAAGACGCGCAGUCCAAGUGCUACUGUCGGCUGAAAGCCAUGAUCAUGUGCAAAGGGUGCGGGGCCUUCUGUCACGACGACUGCAUCGGACCCUCCGAGCUGUGCGUCUCGUGUCUGGUGGUACGAUGACACCCGGAUCGACUCGUGCCUGGGCGGUCGCGAGAUUUACACUGGAUGGUCUUUUACGGGCUGCGCGGCGGCCGAGCGGUUAGCGCAUCUGCCUCACAUUUCGGAGGGUCGGGAUCUUGGCCCAGUCUCUUUCCUACAUGGAGUUUGCUCAUUUCCCCCGUGGUUGUGUGGGAUUUUUGCCGGUUCCUUUGGCUUCCUCCUGCGUUGCGCAAACAUACGUUCGGUUCAUUGAAGACUCUAAAUCGCAGGUCUCAAACACGAUCCUGAACGUUUUUAGAUAUUUGCCCCUUCCCACACGUCUAUUCAAAAGAUCAGCUCAUCGGCAAGCUCUGUCGGAGCCUGAGAACGAUCCUGAUCGUUUGAAUUGGGUGUGUUGCGAGGAGGGGCAAAAUCAGAAACAUGCGGCAUCGAGGCCCUCCAGGACCAGAGUUUGACGCCUGUUUCGAGCUGUGAAUGGGGGUUUGAAUGCCUACUGAAUACAAUACUCACAAAAAAAUCUGGGAUACAGGGUCUGAGCUCUCCAGCAAAAACUGCCGCCCCAACUACCGAUCUGCGCACCGCACGGAUAGUUUGUGUCGGGUUGGGGGUUCUGAAAGUAAUUUCCGAAUGGGAUAGUAUGUCAGCAACCCUUCACCAUCGAAAUGGUCCCCGGUGGAAAUGGUUGAGGACCGCCUCCCUAAGUUUUAUCAGUUUCUUCUCCACUGGGGCGCACCUAACAAUUUGGGUCCGGAUCUCAAAGGAGCGGCAGAGAUUGUUGGUGCUCAUUUUUUUCCCCAACCUCACUGGAUGAACUUUAAACAUUUACAUUUACGGGAUGGGAGUGCGUGAAUACCGGUCUCCAAUCUUUUUAGCACCACUGACCGGUCUUGCGUACGGACGUAUUUUGAUGGACCAGCAAGCCGUGAGAUUGGUUGGUUCAGGAACGCGACACCACUCAAGCCGCUCAGCUUCUGCGCGUCCCUGCUUACAGAUGUCAUGGGAUGGCGCCGAAGCCCUACUUUUCAAUUUAACUGGGCUUUGGAUUGUAAUCAAAGCUCCUCAUCGCAACUCAACCUAGUUCCUUGCCACCAGCAUACCGCAAGGUGGUGCCAGGGCACUAUUUUUCUAUUAGGCAGGGCUUUGCGAGGAGAGUUUUUCAGCGGGUAGCAGAGGAUCCGUUCCCCUCAAAAAUAGACAAAUUGGCACACCUGGCAGUGGUCGAUUGCAAAUUGGCGAGGGAACUUUGGGGUGAAAUUUCAGGAUCAAGCUAAAAUGCAGUACAACCUUUACAGGGUCACUUGAUUUGCUCUUCCCUCAAGUUUUGAAUGCUCAGCUGUGACAUUUUGGGUUCAUGCUGAACUUUCACCUGAAGCCAAAUAUCCCCAACUUUUUGUGAGUACUCGCUGUGCUCUGCCAUUGGCUGGCGACCAGUCCAGGGUGGACCCCGCCUCUCGCCAGAGUCAUCUGGGGUAGGCUCGAGCUCGCCUGCAACCCUGUUGACAAUAAGCGCUUUAUAAAAUGGAUUCACUGAAAUGUCUUUGUCCAAAGCCGUUUCGAAACAUCCGUUCUUAAAACAAUCGAGAGUCUCAUCGGAUCCAAUCGGACAUUUUGCACUUAGCAUUAGCAUGCUAUAUAUUUUUAAACUAGAUUUAUGAAAACUAGUUUUUAAACGGGAAAACAGAGGGAAAAAAUAUUUUUGUUGAAACUCAAGGCUGUUUUAGACUUUUUAUUUUUUACUAUUGGGCCUGUGUCAUUUUAAAGGCAAAAAAGGGGGCGUUGACGAUAAUCACAGUGUGUAAGAUACCUCCUGUUUGGUGUUUGUCAUGCACACACACACACCAGGGAAAGUGCAACUAUUUUAUA